Messenger RNA from Daucus carota subsp. sativus, 1882 nucleotides. Its product is annotated as purple acid phosphatase 2. Gene Ontology annotation, molecular function: metal ion binding; acid phosphatase activity. Bases 152 to 1552 code for a protein of 466 amino acids. NCBI's taxonomy places the organism in Eukaryota, Viridiplantae, Streptophyta, Magnoliopsida, Apiales, Apiaceae. The transcript is spliced from 8 exons. The record is from RefSeq and is a predicted model, not a curated record.
AUGGUGUUAUAUUGUGGACUUUGCAGUUGCAGUAGACACAGUGAAUAGCUCAUCAUCAUCAUCUUCCCUUCUUUCCCUAUCCAAUAAUGCCUUAAAUCCCCUUAAAAAAUCACAUAAUACACUCAACUUAAGUAUAAAUUAAAGAUUUGAAAUGGGGUUUGUUUCUUCUGGUUUUGUUGUUGCAGUUGUGGUGCUGCUCAGCUCAUCAGUGUUGUGCAAUGGAGGGAUCACCAGUUCUUUUGUCAGGAAAGUUGAGAAGACCAUUGACAUGCCUUUUCACAGUGAUGUUUUUUCAGUUCCUCCUGGCUAUAAUGCUCCUCAACAGGUUCAUAUAACUCAAGGAGAUCAUGAGGGGAAGGCGAUGAUAGUGUCAUGGGUAACUAUGGAAGAACCUGGUUCAAGCACAGUUUCUUAUUGGAGUGAGAACAGCAAACACAAGAACAAGGCAAUGGGCAACUUUAACACCUAUAAAUACUACAAUUAUACUUCUGGUUACAUCCAUCACUGCACUCUCAGGAAUUUGAAGUUUGAUACUAAGUACUUUUAUGAGGUCGGCAUCGGACAAACACCAAGAACCUUUUGGUUCGUGACUCCUCCUGCAGUUGGACCUGAUGUCCCAUACACUUUCGGUCUUAUAGGGGAUCUUGGUCAGACUUAUGAUUCAAAUAGUACCCUUACGCAUUACGAACAUAAUCCAAUAGUAGGUAAAGCUGUUUUAUACGUGGGGGAUCUGUCUUAUGCUGAUAACCACCCAAAUCAUGACAAUGUUAAGUGGGAUACAUGGGGAAGGUUUGUUGAGAGAAGUACCGCAUAUCAACCUUGGAUAUGGACUACUGGGAAUCAUGAGAUAGAUUACGCCCCUGAAAUUGGUGAAAGCGUACCGUUCAAGCCUUUUACUCAUCGUUAUCGUACCCCACACAAAGCAUCAAACAGUAGUGAUCCAUUUUGGUACUCAAUCAAGAGAGCUUCAGCCUAUGUUAUUGUUUUGUCCUCGUACUCAGCAUAUGGCAUGUACACUCCGCAGUACCAAUGGCUUUACGAGGAGCUACCAAAAGUGAACAGAAGUGAAACACCAUGGUUAAUUGUUCUAGUGCAUUCCCCGUGGUAUAAUAGCUACAAGUAUCAUUAUAUGGAAGGUGAAAGUAUGAGAGUUAUGUAUGAACCAUGGUUUGUACAAUACAAAGUUGACAUCGUUUUUGCAGGGCAUGUUCACGCGUAUGAACGAUCAGAACGUGUAUCGAACAUUGCAUAUAACAUUGUUAAUGGAAUUUGUCGUCCUGUAAGUGACCAAUCUGCACCGGUAUACAUAACCAUUGGUGAUGGAGGAAAUAUUGAAGGCUUGGCAACCAUUAUGACAGAGCCACAACCAGAGUAUUCAGCUUUUCGUGAGGCAAGUUUUGGCCAUGCUGUGCUUGAUAUCAAGAACAGGACCCAUGCUUACUAUGCUUGGCAUCGCAAUCAAGAUGGAGAUUCUGUUAAGGGGGAUGCUUUGUGGAUUUUCAACCGAUACUGGCAUCAAAUUGAUGAUUCCACAACUUCACGUUCAGGAUAAAAUAUAUUCCAUCAUUCAAAUGGUAAAUUGGUUGACCAGUUUAUAACAGCUUCCUUUUCAAUUUUUUUGCAUUUAUCGGCUCAUAUACUGUAUCUCUAGGCGAGGCAAGGGCCUCACGGUCUGUAGAUUGUUUAGACCAGCACCGAGUAAGAGUCUUCCAGUUCCAAGAAUUCUAAUUUCGAAUAAGAAUGUUUCACCGAUUAUCCAAAUGACUUUUGGUUAAAAGAAUGCUCUUUUCAUAUUUCAUAUGUUUUUUUGUAACUUAGUUCAAGUUUAAUACGUCUUCAGACUGAGAAGUUCCCCUUGUUAUCAAGAGCAUUGAUUUUCGGA